AUGAAAUUCGCUCAAUCAUCUCUUCUCCUUUUUGUUAUCCUAUCAUUUUCAUCUUUCACAUCUCCAGCUGUCAUCCGUCGUCAAGAUAUAAAAGAAACCAGACGCCUGAAUGCACUGGACGCUAUAGCUUUGAAUAAAAGUUUUGAAUCAUUGGCUAGUGAUUCGACUUGUGAUCCUACUACUCAAGCUAAUGCUUGCGUUAAAGGUGAAUUCGCGCAAUGUUCUGGUGGGAAAUUUGUAUCAACUAAAUGCAAUACUGGUUUGACGUGCGCUGCUGUGCCGUUGGUUAAUAAACGUGGAACUUCGAUCCUUUGUGAUACUGCCGCGGAUCGAGACGCUCGCAUUAAUGAUGCACUUGGUACACCACCACCAAAACCAUAA
Ambispora gerdemannii is the source of this 381-nucleotide messenger RNA. The record is from the annotation of a GenBank genome assembly. Lineage: Eukaryota; Fungi; Glomeromycota; Glomeromycetes; Archaeosporales; Ambisporaceae.